ACAGAGAACUGAAUAGAAUAAAAAAUUUCAAGUAUUUUUCUACAGUAUUAUGUACAAUUUAAUUUAAUCAGUAGAAAACAAUACGAUUCUCUCUAUAAUUAGAUUUUAAAAUAAAUAACUGAAAAUAUUAUUGUGAUUGAUAUACUGUGUCAUGCGACUGAAUCUCGAAUGUGUUUGAUUUCAUAAAUUCCUAUAUGAAACAUGGUGUCAGGUGAAAACAAUAUAAAAAAGAUCCUUAGUGUUGUAUUUAGUGUAAAACACAAAAAGAAAAUAAUAUAAUAUUAGUAAUAAAAUAUCUAUAUGUACUUCAUAGUUGGGGCAGCUUGAGGUCGGCUAAGGGGUGCUAAGAAAUAAAAGAUAAUGGAAGACAACAAAAUGGAAAAAAUAAUGAUAGGAUCCAUAAAGCCGCCUGUGGGAUAUACAAUAAUUGAUGGAGACUCAUGGAAAAAGUAUAAGCAGAUAUUCAACCUAUAUUUAGUAGCAACAGGGUUGGAAAAAGAAGAGGAUGAAAGAAAAAUUGCAGUUUUCCUAUCAUGUGCAGGAGACGAGAUGCUGGAUGUAUACAAUGGAUUAGGAGUGAUAAAGAGUUGGAAGGCAUUAGAGGAAAAUCUGAACAAUCACUUUGGUACCAAAAAUAACACAGUGGCCAAUAGUUACAAUUUUUUUAAUUUAAGGCAAGAGGAAGUAGAAAAUGUAGAUCGUUUUAUUACAAGGCUUAGGAAUGCAGCUAAUAACUGUGAUUUUAAAGAAGCAAAGAGAUUGAUAAGAGAUCUCUCAAUCGUUAAUUCUUGGAGGCUUUACAAGAACGAUUGUGUCGCAAAUAAAUUUCCCAGAAAAGACACAAUGCCACUUCUUGACUUCCGCAUGGAUGUUGCUAACAGUUUAUCAUCUUUACCCGAUCGUAGACCAAGAGAAGAUUGCGACGAAGAUAUAACUGCUCGAGUACCUCGUCGGGAUUAUAAAAUAUAUAGGCCAUCAUUAGCACCCACGGAAUCAAAAAGAUAUGAUGGCUAUGAACAUUACCCUAUUAGUGAUGAUAUAAAAGCGCCGAGAUCUUGCAGAUUAGAAGACUGUAACAGUCGAUCUAAAAUAAAAUGCGAGAAAUGUGAUGUUUAUUUGUGUUUGUCUCGUAACAAAAAUUGUUUUAAGACUUAUCAUAAGAAGUAGACUGAUUUUCUCUGUCUCUAAUUUUUUUGAAAGCUUAUUUGUCGGUUGCAUCGUCAACCAAGAAAUUUCGGAGCCCUGGGCCCGGUUUCUACUUAUUAAUAAGGCUGAUUAAUGUUACUAAAUAUAGUUCCUAAAAAAAUUGCCGAAACUGUAACGGUUGAUCUCUUUAAAAUUUAUGUUAUAAGAAUA
Amyelois transitella is the source of this 1356-nucleotide messenger RNA. RefSeq lists its product as uncharacterized. The record is from RefSeq and is a predicted model, not a curated record. NCBI's taxonomy places the organism in Eukaryota, Metazoa, Arthropoda, Insecta, Lepidoptera, Pyralidae. The coding region runs from base 361 to 1167 and encodes 268 amino acids. The transcript has 2 exons.